Molecule: messenger RNA, 4140 nt
Organism: Sphaerodactylus townsendi
Lineage: Eukaryota; Metazoa; Chordata; Lepidosauria; Squamata; Sphaerodactylidae
Gene: TBC1D23
Product: TBC1 domain family member 23
Exons: 19
Coding region: 86-2182 (698 amino acids)
Biological process (GO): retrograde transport, endosome to Golgi; embryonic brain development
Cellular component (GO): trans-Golgi network
Source: RefSeq, a predicted model, not a curated record
UGUGGGUCGGUGUUUAUUUUGCGACGCAGAGUACUGGAAAUUUAGACCGCGACUUACGGCAAGGCGGCGAGGCACGUCAACAGCCAUGGCGGAAGGGGAGGAAGUGCCGCCGCUGAGCAGCUGGGAAAAUGACCUUGCAGAAGCGCUUGAAGAAGGUGGCUGUGAUCUUGAAACAGUCAGAAACAUAAUCCAAGGGAGACUUCUGCCUGAUUCUCUAAGACCCAAGGUCUGGAAGAUUGCUUUGAACGUCGUAGGAAAAGGGGAUAGUCUGGCAUCCUGGGAUGGUUGUUUAGAUCUGCCAGAACAGACACUAAUUCAUAAAAACUGUCAAGAACUGGUUGGUCAGUUAUCAGUGCCUGAGGAAGAGAAGUCAACGUUACUUCUGGAUAUUGAGUCUGUGAUUACCUUUUACUGUAAAUCUCGCAAUGUUAAAUACAGUUCUAACCUUAGUUGGACAUAUCUUCUUAAACCACUGGUGCAUCUUCACCUUCCACGAAAUGACCUGUACAACUGCUUCUAUGCUAUAAUGAAUAAGUACAUUCCCAGGGACUGUUUUUCGAAAGGAAGACCAUUUCAUCUCUUUAGGCUGCUCCUCCAGUAUCAUGAACCUGAACUCUGCUCUUUCCUUGACACCAAAAAGAUGACCCCUGACUCAUACACACUCAACUGGCUUGGCAGCUUGUUUUCCUGCUAUUGUACAUAUGAAGUCACUCAGGCAAUAUGGGAUAGCUACCUCCAGUUAGCUGAUCCAUUCUUCAUUUAUUUCCUAAUGCUUAUCAUCCUUGUUAAUGCAAAAGAAGGUAUCUUAGGACAAGAAUCGAAUAGCAAAGAGGAGGUCAUACACUGCCUAGAAGGAUCUCCUGCCAGUUUGGAGUUAGAAGAUAUAGAAGACCUGUUCUCUUUGGCACAAUAUUACUGUAGCAGAACUCCAGCUUCUUUCCGGAAGGACAAUCACAGUAUUUUUGGCAGCAGUUUGUUGGGUCUCAAAGAUGAUGAUUCAGACUUGAGCCAAGCUUUGUGUCUAGCAGUUUCUGUGUCUGAGAUUCUUCAGGCAAAUCAGCAGCAAGGCGAUGGAGUAAGGUUCUUUGUGGUGGACUGUCGCCCUGCAGAGCAGUAUAAUGCUGGUCAUUUGUCAACAGCCUUUCAUUUAGACUCAGACUUGAUGCUCCAGAACCCAUCAGAAUUUGCCCAGUCUGUGAAAUCUCUGUUGGAAGCACAGAAGCAGUCUAUUGAAUCUGGCUCAAUAGCUGGUGGAGAGCAUCUUUGUUUUAUGGGAAGUGGCCGGGAAGAAGAGGAUAUGUAUAUGAACAUGGUGCUAGCACAUUUCCUACAGAAAAAUAAAGAAUAUGUAAGCAUUGCUAAAGGAGGAUUUAUGGCACUGCAACAGCACUUAGCUGACAUUAAUGUGGAAGGACCUGACAAUGGAUAUGGCCACUGGAUUGCUAGUACUUCAGGCUCAAAAAGUAGUAUUAAUUCCUUAACUGAGGUCGACUCUACCAACGGUUCAAGUGAGGGGAAGGGGGUCAAGUCUUUGGUAAACAAGAUGACUGUAGCUUUGAAGACUAAAUCUGUGAAUGUGAAAGAAAAAGUAAUUAGUUUUAUCGAAAACACAUCCACUCCUGUAGAGAGCUAUAGAAUUCCUUUCAAUCUAUCCUGGCCCGAGAGAGCAAGUAUGCUGCGGCAUGUCAGCAGCAGUGACAGACUGGGGAAACCUUACCGAGGUGUGAAACCGGUUUUCAGCAUUGGUGACGAAGAAGAAUAUGAUACUGAUGAAAUUGAUAGCUCCUCAAUGUCAGACGAUGAUCGAAAGGAGAUUGUCAACAUUCAGACUUGGAUAAAUAAACCAGAUAUAAAACAUCAUUUCCCUUGCAGCGAGGUGAAAGAAAAUGGGUACAUGUUUCCUAGUCAUCUUCUAGUAACUGCAACACACAUGUACUGUUUGCGGGAGAUUCCGUCUCGAAAGGGAUUGGCUUAUAUACAGUCCCGACAGGCAUUGAACUCUGUUGUUAAGAUCACAUCCAAGAAGAAACAUCCUGAAUUAAUCACCUUUAAAUAUGGAAACAGCACCACUACAGGCAUAGAGAUCUUAGCAAUUGAGAGGUACCUGAUUCCAAAUGCUGGUGAUGCUACCAAAGCCAUAAAGCAACAGAUUAUGAAAGUUCUGGAUGCACUGGAAAGCUAAUAAGAAAAUACAUUACAACCGUUGUUUUCCCAACAAAAAUAACUAAGAAAAUUGUACACUGACCUUAAAUGACUGUUUUCUCAGCUGAAUGCUAACUGAAGAUGUCCUUCCAGUUUACUGAUGGGUGUGCCGAGUAGCCGAUAUGGAUAAAUUGAAACAUUUUUGAACAUUUAAAAAACAUUUUUCUUUAACUCUGCUUAUUAUAAAGGUCAGCUGUUUUAAAAGUAGCUUUAGAAGAGCUGAUCUGCUUCUGAAGAAAAGGAUGUUGAAGAAUUGUAUUAAGGCACUUUGGGGUUUUGAAAAGCAUUUGAAAUGCCUGAGCUCUUAGUUGUCUUUGCAAAUUGCAAAGCAGCCAAUGUUUUUACAGUCCCUAUGCACUGAAAUUUCAGUUUGAUCUGCUGGGUCAAUAUAUGGAGGCAAAAACUAGAGUUCUACCAAAAUGACACUUUUUUUCCUGGAAAAAAAAAAUCUGGGAGUCAAUUGAAAAAAAAUUGUAUUAUAUCAAACUGGUAAAAAGACAUUAUGUCUUUGUGAGUGAUUUUUUUAAACGCCUUCUGUGCAUUAUCAGGUUAAAAAACUGAAUGAUUCAGUUACUCAGUUUUAAAUACCAACCUAAAAUGUGUAUAGUAAUGAAGAUCUCAUAGGGUAGUGGUUGAGUUGUUAUUAUAAAAGCUAACAUUUUCCUGGGCCAAAGUAAAUAUGGCAGUGGAAAUACAGACAGAGUGGACUGUUUCAUGAGAUGGGACCUAGGAGGUAGCUGCAGUGACAGACGUAAAUGUAGUCCUUCAGGAUAUCUUUUUCCAAAAAUUGUGUGACAUGGGUUGAAACGUCAUUGAACCCAAGUAAAGCAAAGUGAUCAAAGAGCUGCACAUUUGUGGUCAUUUAAGGUGUAGCAGAUGAUAUUUUCCCUACCAAGACAUGAAGAUUGAGUGCAUGUGUGUGUUUGUAGAAUACCUUCAGUGUUAAAGAACUGAAACCUUUUGCUACAGAGCCAUAGCUUUCACUCACUCAGCAUUCAGAUGUCUUGUUUGAUUGUGAUUAAGUAAAAAUGGGCAUGAACUUUGCUUGUUGCCAAGCUCGUGCAUUCAAUUUACUCCAUUCUUCUUGCACAGAGAAUCAGUGUUAAAAACUAUGGUUACCUGUGAUGUCAAAAUGCAGGGGAGUAGUUAGGACACCCCACCCCCAAUUAAUGGGUCUUGUAAGAGUAAUCUCCUCCUUCCCUAAAAACCAGGAUUUAAAUUAAUUCCAGUUAAGCCAUGCCUGCAUCAUGGAAGUGGUUUAACUGCAGUUUGCGGCACAGGGGACAUAGUGUAUGCACCAAUCAACCAGCUGAGUUUGUGCACGUUAUCAGUUUACCACAGUAAAGGUAACGCAUUUAAAUGCAACAGUAUUGACCCAAAUGUGUUUCUUGUUUAAAAUGAACUUAAGAUCCUGGAGCAAUUUUUAUGAAUGUUAUCAUGAAAAGAGGGUAGACCCUUUUUGGAAUGGGGGAUGGGGAAUAGUUGAGGGAAUCUAAUGUGCUAUGUAACAAGUCAAGAGUUGCAGGUCGUAAGUAAUAGUUCUAUACUAGAAAUAAAGCUGACCUUUAUAACAAUCGACUCUUUUAAGUUAUAUUUUAAGUUAUAUUCUUAAUAGUAAUCAAGGCACCUUAAUUCUGAAACUAACUCCCAUGUUUUAAAAAUAUCUAAAUUAGAAUGAGAAGUAUUUGAACAUUAAUUGCAUGGACUGCCCCUCUGCUAACCCUCUUGUAUUUAUAGUUCUGCCCCCUCCAGCUGCUGUGUUACUUUUUUUGUUCUCCCUUUUGAGAAAAAUAAAAUCUCCUGAAGAGCCUCCAAAUUGUGCCUACUUCAGCAAUGAGAUUUUUUUCAUAACAUUAAUGUAAAGAUGUUUGUGUUACUGUUUAUAAACUGCAGUUGUAAAUAAAUCGUUACUAUUUGAACACAUUCUUUCUGAUAAAA